Messenger RNA from Erythranthe guttata (spotted monkey flower), 914 nucleotides. Its product is annotated as ubiquitin-conjugating enzyme E2 2. The record is from RefSeq and is a predicted model, not a curated record. Lineage: Eukaryota; Viridiplantae; Streptophyta; Magnoliopsida; Lamiales; Phrymaceae.
GUAAAGCUGAAGGGUACAUCUCUAAUUACACCUAUUUUAUGGGGAGUUUAGUGUAAUUUAGUAGACAUUUUGCCUCCAAGAAAAACAAAGUUACAUAGCAAGGGGGGGUUUGGUGUAAUUUAUAAUCCGGCCAUUGACUUUUUCUUUUCCUGUAGUAGAGCUCUGCACAAAAAAAACUAGAUCGAAAUCGGAUCAGAGUCAAUAAUCCUCAAAAGUUAAGGUCUGGGAAUUCAAUAAGUAUGUCUGGGAAGCUGAUAAGGAACUUGCGGAGUUUGAAGCGGGACCCACCUGUAGGUAUUACUGCAGCACCUGAAGAAGAUAAUAUUAUGCUCUGGAAUGCAGUUAUAAAUGGCCCCGAGGAUACACCGUGGAGUGGAGGUAAGUUCAAAUUGACCCUUGACUUCCCACACGACUAUCCGAUGAAGCCCCCAAGAGUUCGAUUUGUUUCUCAAAUGUUCCAUCCGAACAUUUAUGAGGAUGGAAGAGUGUGCGUGGACUUUCUUGAAGACGAGUGGACUCCUGCAUUACUCGUUGAAACUAUACUUAUAUCAAUCCAGUCGCUGUUGAGCGAUGCGAAUCCCGAUACUCCAGUUAACUCUGACGCUGCUAGAAUGUUCGUUGACAAUCGGAGAGAAUACAAUCGCAGAGUCAGGGAGAUUGCCGAGCAAAGCCGGAUGGCCCAAUAAACUAUCUAGUCUGAUUACUCUUUUUGCCGAUUUGUUCUUGUGGUGCGUUUUAUUUCAAGUCCCGAUUGAAAAUGUAUUUUUGCGCCGCAAUUAUAUUGUUCAAGACUGUUGGAUUUUUUUUUAUCUUGUACCAGACAUGCUAUGGAAUUGUAACCGAGAAAUUGUUGGACAUAAAAACAAGGUUUUUGGCGUCAACGCGAAGAUAUGUAAUUUCUAAUUUGAUUGCUA